CUACUAUAAAUACACUACACCCACCACCUAUCACUCGUCAAACAAACAUAAUUCCCUACCCUUCUGUGACAAUCACCAUGGCAAAGCUCGCACUUCUCGGUGCUCUCUUGCUUGCUCUUUUGUUCCUUGCCACUGCCUCUCGAACCACCAUCACCACCACCGUGGUGGAGCAAGGGAACCCGAGGGAAUCGCAGGAAUGCCGUGAGCAAAUCCAACGGGAGCAGCAACUCCCCCAUUGCCAAAGGUACUUGUCGCAGAGAAGCCCCUAUGACCUGGCUCUGAACCCACGAGAGCAGGAGGAGCAAGAGCAGUACCUCCGCCAGUGCUGUCAACAGUUGCAGAACAUUGACGAGGAGUGCCGUUGUGAGGCUGUAAAUGAGGCGGUGAGGCAGAGACAGCGGCAGCAGGAGGGUGGCAGGCAGGCUGAGGAGAGGCGACAGAUGGAGCAGAGGGCUCAAGACCUUCCCCGCAGAUGCAACUUGGAGCCACAGCAAUGCCAAAUCCGAGCCAUCUGGUUCUAAAUAAAUAAAUUUAAAAAAUAAAUAAAUAAUCCACGGGCAUGGUAAUAACAAGUUGUCAU
Messenger RNA from Ilex paraguariensis (yerba mate), 580 nucleotides. The record is from the annotation of a GenBank genome assembly. Lineage: Eukaryota; Viridiplantae; Streptophyta; Magnoliopsida; Aquifoliales; Aquifoliaceae.